AUGUUCACCAACGGAAAUCAGAUACCUGCGGCAAACUGCGUGUUCCAACCGACGCCGAUGUUCGCGAACGGAAAUCACAUACCAGCUGCAAACGGCGUGUUCCAACCGGCGCCGAUUUUCGCCAACGGAAAUCAGAUACCAGCGGUGAACGGCGUGUUCCAACCGGCGCCGAUGUUCGCCAACGGAAAUCAAAUACCAGCGGCAUACGACGUGUUCCAACCGGCGCCGAUGUUCGCCAACGGAAAUCAGAUACCAGCUACAAACGGCGUGUUCCAACCGGCGCCGAUGUUCGCCAACGAAAAUCAGAUACCGGUUGCAAACGGCGUGUUCCAACCGGCGCCGAUGCUCGCCAACGGAAAUGGAGUUUUUCAGCCCGGACUUCUACAACCAAAUGUGGAUAAGUCUUCAUCGAAUCAAAAUGUGGCGAAUCAGUUACCGACGGAAAAUGGCCAUCAGUUACUGGCGGCAAAUGGCUUGGUCGGCAACGGAAAUCAGAUACCUGCUGCAAAAGGCGUAUUCCAACCGGCGCCAAUGUUCGCGAACGGAAAUCGGAUACCCGCUGCAAACGGCAUGUUCCAACCGGCGCCGAUGUUCGUGAACGGAAAUCAGAUACCAGCGACAAACGGCGUGUUCCAACCGGCGCCGAUGUUCGCGAACGGAAAUAAGAUACCAGCUGCAAACGGCGUGUUCCAACCGGCGCCGAUGUUCCCCAACGAAAAUCAGACACCAGCGGCAAACGACGUGUUCCAACCGGCGCAGAUGUUCGCCAACGGAAAUCAGAUACCAGCGGCGAACGGCGUGUUCCAACCGGCGCCGAUGUUCGCUAACGGAAAUCACAUACCAGCUGCAAAUGACGUGUUCCAACUGGCGCCGAUGUUUGCCAACGGAAAUCAGAUACCAGCGGCAAACGGCGUGUUCCAACCGGCGCCGAUGUUCGCCAGUGGAAAUCAGAUACCAGCGGCAAACGGCGUGUUCCAACCGGCGCCGAUGUUCGCCAAUGGAAAUCAGAUACCAGCUACAAACGGCGUGUUCCAACCGGCGCCGAUGUUCGCCAACGGAAAUCAGAUACCGGUUGCAAACGGCGUGUUCCAACCGGCGCCGAUGCUCGCCAACGGAAAUGGAGUUUUUCAGCCCGGACUUCUACAACCAAAUGUGGAUACGUCUUUAUCGAAUCAAAAUAUGGCGAAUCAGUUACCGGCGGCAAAUGGCUUGGUCGGCAACGGAAAUCAGAUACCAGCUGCAAAUGGCGUAUUCCAACCGGCGCCAACGUUCGCGAACGGAAAUCAGAUACCAGUUGCAAACGGCGUGUUCCAACCGGCGCCGAUGUUCGCGAACGGAAAUCAGAUACUAGCUGCAAACGGCGUGUUCCAACCGGCGCCGAUGUUCGCCAACGAAAAUCAGAUACCAGCGGCAAACGGCGUGUUCCAACCGGCGCCGAUGUUCGCCAACGGAAAUCAGAUACCAGCUACAAACGGCGUGUUCCAACCGGCGCCGAUGUUCGCCAACGAAAAUCAGAUACCGGUUGCAAACGGCGUGUUCCAACCGGCGCCGAUGCUCGCCAACGGAAAUGGAGUUUUUCAGCCCGGACUUCUACAACCAAAUGUGGAUAAGUCUUCAUCGAAUCAAAAUGUGGCGAAUCAGUUACCGACGGAAAAUGGCCAUCAGUUACUGGCGGCAAAUGGCUUGGUCGGCAACGGAAAUCAGAUACCUGCUGCAAAAGGCGUAUUCCAACCGGCGCCAAUGUUCGCGAACGGAAAUCGGAUACCCGCUGCAAACGGCAUGUUCCAACCGGCGCCGAUGUUCGUGAACGGAAAUCAGAUACCAGCGACAAACGGCGUGUUCCAACCGGCGCCGAUGUUCGCGAACGGAAAUAAGAUACCAGCUGCAAACGGCGUGUUCCAACCGGCGCCGAUGUUCCCCAACGAAAAUCAGACACCAGCGGCAAACGACGUGUUCCAACCGGCGCAGAUGUUCGCCAACGGAAAUCAGAUACCAGCGGCGAACGGCGUGUUCCAACCGGCGCCGAUGUUCGCUAACGGAAAUCACAUACCAGCUGCAAAUGACGUGUUCCAACUGGCGCCGAUGUUUGCCAACGGAAAUCAGAUACCAGCGGCAAACGGCGUGUUCCAACCGGCGCCGAUGUUCGCCAGUGGAAAUCAGAUACCAGCGGCAAACGGCGUGUUCCAACCGGCGCCGAUGUUCGCCAAUGGAAAUCAGAUACCAGCUACAAACGGCGUGUUCCAACCGGCGCCGAUGUUCGCCAACGGAAAUCAGAUACCGGUUGCAAACGGCGUGUUCCAACCGGCGCCGAUGCUCGCCAACGGAAAUGGAGUUUUUCAGCCCGGACUUCUACAACCAAAUGUGGAUACGUCUUCAUCGAAUCAAAAUACGGCGAAUAAGUUAGCGGCGGCAAAUGGCUUGGUCGGCAACGGAAAUCAGAUACCAGCUGCAAAUGGCGUAUUCCAACCGGCGCCAACGUUCGCGAACGGAAAUCAGAUACCAGUUGCAAACGGCGUGUUCCAACCGGUGCCGAUGUUUGCGAAUGGAAAUCAGAUACUAGCUGCAAACGGCGUGUUCCAACCGGCGCCGAUGUUCGCCAACGAAAAUCAGAUACCAGCGGCAAACGGCGUGUUCCAACCGGUGCCGAUGUUCGCCAACGGAAAUGUUGUUGUCUUGUUGAUAUAUAGGAUACGUUUUCAUCGAAUCAAAAUAUGGCGAAUCAGUUACCGGCGGCAAAUGGCUUGGUCGGCAACGGAAAUCAGAUACCAGCUGCAAAUGGCGUGUUCCAACCGUCGCCGAUGUUCGGCAACGGAAAUGGAGUUUUUCAGCCCGCACUUCUGCAACCAAAUGUGGUUAUUUAAAAUGAUUCGAGUAACCGCCAUAACAGAAUUGUUCUAUUAUACUCCAUAUAAACGGUACUCCACAGUAUUGUUUCAAAAUUUCAACACACAGGAUACGUCUUUAUCGAAUCAAAAUAUGGCGAAUCAGUUACCGGCGGCAAAUGGCUUGGUCGGCAACGGAAAUCAGAUACCAGCUGCAAAUGGCGUAUUCCAACCGGCGCCAACGUUCGCGAACGGAAAUCAGAUACCAGUUGCAAACGGCGUGUUCCAACCGGCGCCGAUGUUCGCGAACGGAAAUCAGAUACUAGCUGCAAACGGCGUGUUCCAACCGGCGCCGAUGUUCGCCAACGAAAAUCAGAUACCAGCGGCAAACGGCGUGUUCCAACCGGCGCCGAUGUUCGCCAACGGAAAUGUUGUUGUCUUGUUGAUAUAUAGGUUAUUUAAAAUGAUUCGAGUAACCGCCAUAACAGAAUUGUUCUGUUAUACUCCAUAUAAAGGGUACUCCACAGUAUUGUUUCAAAAUUUCAACACACAGGAUACGUCUUCAUCGAAUCAAAAUAUGGCGAAUCAGUUACCGGCGGCAAAUGGCUUGGUCGGCAACGGAAAUCAGAUACCAACUGCAAAUGGCGUGUUCCAACCGUCGCCGAUGUUCGGCAACGGAAAUGGAGUUUUUCAGCCCGCACUUCUGCAACCAAAUGUGGAUACGUCUUUAUCGAAUCAAAAUAUGGCGAAUCAGUUACCGGCGGCAAAUGGCUUGGUCGGCAACGGAAAUCAGAUACCAGCUGCAAAUGGCGUAUUCCAACCGGCGCCGAUGUUCGCGAACGGAAAUCAGAUACCAGCUGCAAACGGCAUGUUCCAACCGGCGCCGAUUUUCGCCAAUGAAAAUCAGAUACCAGCGGCAAACGGCGAGUUCCAACCGGCGCCGAUGUUCGCCAACGGAAAUGUUGUAGUCUUGUUGAUAUAUAGGUUAUUUAAAAUGAUUCUAGUAACCGCCAUAACAGAAUUCAUCUGUUAUACUCCAUAUAAACGGUACUCCACAAUAUUGUUUCAAAAUUUCAACACACAGGAUACGUCUUCAUCGAAUCAAAAUAUGGCGAAUCAGUUACCGGCGGCAAAUGGCUUGGUCGGCAACGGAAAUCAGAUACCAGCUUCAAAUGGCGUGUUCCAACCGUCGCCGAUGUUCGCCAACGGAAAUGGAGUUUUUCAGCCCGGACUUCUGCAACCAAAUGUGGAUACGUCUUCAUCGAAUCAAAAUAUGGCGAAUUAGUUACCGGUGGAAAAUGGCAAUCAGUUACCGGCGGAAAAUGGCUUGGUCGGCAACGGAAAUCAGAUACCAGCUGCAAAUGGCGUAUUCCAAACGGAGCCAACGUUCGCGAACGGAAAUCAGAUACCAGUUGCAAACGGC
Salvia splendens (bonfire salvia) is the source of this 4245-nucleotide messenger RNA. RefSeq lists its product as uncharacterized. NCBI's taxonomy places the organism in Eukaryota, Viridiplantae, Streptophyta, Magnoliopsida, Lamiales, Lamiaceae. The record is from RefSeq and is a predicted model, not a curated record. The transcript has 9 exons. Bases 1 to 4107 code for a protein of 1368 amino acids.